Xenia sp. Carnegie-2017 is the source of this 1433-nucleotide messenger RNA. RefSeq names its product cyclin-dependent-like kinase 5. Bases 287 to 1249 code for a protein of 320 amino acids. NCBI's taxonomy places the organism in Eukaryota, Metazoa, Cnidaria, Anthozoa, Malacalcyonacea, Xeniidae. The record is from RefSeq and is a predicted model, not a curated record. The transcript is spliced from 11 exons. Gene Ontology annotation, biological process: protein phosphorylation. Gene Ontology annotation, cellular component: cytoplasm; nucleus. Gene Ontology annotation, molecular function: ATP binding; cyclin-dependent protein serine/threonine kinase activity.
AAUCUUUCUUAUUGAUUAGGUUGUUAAAUUUGACCAACCUAAAACCUAAUGCCGUGUAUUGUAUGGUUUUCUAAAUUCAAUGAUUUUACUAUCUGGUAGAAUUCAAAUCUUUGCAAACUGCAAGAAUUUAUAAUUUCAAAUCAUUAUCCAUCACAAUAUAUGAACAAGGAAUGUUCUAAUUGGUCAGUAUGCCAAAAUCCGUAGCCUCCCCCUUACUGAAGUGUAUCUUUAAAUAAUAACAAAAAGAUACUCUAAUCAAGCGUUCGUGGAAUUUUGUUUACUUGAAAUGCAGAAAUAUGAAAAACUAGAGAAGAUAGGCGAAGGCACUUAUGGAACAGUCUUCAAAGCAAAAAGCAAAGAAACACAUGAAAUAGUUGCUCUAAAAAGAGUUCGUUUGGAUGACGAUGAUGAGGGUGUACCAAGUUCAGCAUUACGGGAAAUCUGUUUACUAAAGGAAUUGCGUCAUAGGAAUAUAGUUAGGCUUCAUGACAUCAUGAUUAGUGAAAAGAAACUGACAUUAGUUUUUGAAUAUUGUGAUCAAGUUAGUCAACACUCAUUCAUUUUGUGUUUCUCCUCUUUUUCAUUACAAUAUUGCCAAUAUACACUCUUCCAGGAUUUGAAAAAGUAUUUUGAUAGUUGCCAAGGCGAGGUUGAUGCAAACAUUGUUAAGUCUUUAAUGUAUCAACUGUUAAGAGGUUUGGCAUUCUGUCAUGCAAAUAAUGUACUACAUCGUGAUCUGAAACCACAAAAUUUACUCUUAAAUAAGGAUGGCGAGUUAAAACUGGCUGAUUUUGGAUUGGCGAGACCGUUUGGCAUUCCUGUACGUUGCUAUUCCGCCGAGGUGGUCACUUUGUGGUAUCGACCUCCUGACGUUCUUAUGGGUGCCAAAAUCUACACCACAUCAAUUGACAUGUGGUCAGCUGGUUGUAUAUUUGCAGAAUUAUCAAAUGGAGGAAGGCCGCUUUUCCCAGGAAGUGACGUUGAUGAUCAAUUGAGAAAAAUAUACAAAAUUUUGGGAUCUCCAAAUGAGGAGUAUUGGCCUGGAAUGACGAAAUUGCCUGAAUACAAAGAUUAUGGUUUUCAUUCUCCUGUAUCGUUAUCUCAUGUUGUACCAAAACUUUCAAAUGUUGGAAGAGAUUUACUGCAGAAAUUACUCGUUUUCAACCCUUCAAUGCGAAUGGCCGCCGAUGUUGCAAUGAACCAUCAGUACUUUAACGAUGUGAAUCCUUCAGUCAAAAAUUCAAUAUAAAAAUAUGCACUGAUGCAUGUUAGCUGGUUUACGCCAUCCUAGAAGUGAAAAAGUUAAAAUCGUAAACUCAGUCCAAAACAAUCCAAAUGAGCUCUUUUAAGCAAGAAAAAAAUCCCGUAGUAAAAAAUUGAUUAUGCUUAAGUGUAUUUUAUAUAUUAAUCAGGAAUAUAUUAUAAUAUCGCAA